UGCUGCUACAAAGCGGGCAAUUUUGUUUUCGUCAGUCUGCCUGAGGUUUCGCCGCCUCGAUUCAUAUUGACUAAAUAAAUAUUACUAAUGAAAAAUGGAUAGAUUUGUGCUUGUGGUUAAUUUUACGAAAAAAGGAGAUUGUAAGACCGUCGAUAAGGACCUGGACCUUGUUAAGCAGAUUCAUGAUUUCCUCAAAAGUCUCGCCAGUACUUCAGCACCCCAACACUCCUUGUUUCCUGCCUGCCUGCCCGGUAGAGUCCCUGCAGGACGCCGCUGGUACUUUGCCGUCCAGGCAAGCUGUGGAUCAUCACAGUUCUGCAGCUCUGAAUGGGAUGAGCUCGGGGUGGGAUGUCACAGGAGUGACUGUGAGGACACUGGGCCGUCGGCCUUGGAUACCUGCAGAGGUGCCCUGCUCGAGAAGGGGGCGGAGGACGACAACGAGGAACUGCUGGGCCCCCAGGCACAGUCAGAGUUGUUUGAGGAGGCCGCUGAGGUCCUUCACCAGCUGGCUGACAAGCUGCCUCCUCCGGGUCAGGCUCUCCUGGAUGUUGUUUUGUUGUCAACCGAUACGGAAGCUCCAAGCACAAAGGAAUUCCUUCCAGUUCUUGGUUCACUGAAGCACAUGCAAGCAUGGCAUUCAGCCAAGAUUACCGUGGCGACGGCGAACAAUGCAGGUUGGCAGACAAUAGCCUCGUACUUGCUGACUGACAUACAUGACCAAGAAAAGCUGCUGUCCUGCAUUGAUCAGGAUGAAUCAUGGAGAGGAAGCAUCCUUGUUAGAGAGAAAAAGUUCCUCUCAGAGUUGCGGUUUGGAGGGUUCUGCCUUAAAGCAAGACCAAGUGACAGCAACGUACUGUCCGCUCGCGUGUUGAGCCAGGCCUGCACGGACCGCACGCUGAACACAGAGGUGUUCCAGUAUUACCAGCCAGUCUUGGACUUGGUGCAGCUGGUCAGUGUCCCUGACCUCCCAGUCUACCUCCAUUCCAGGGUGGAAUUCGAUCUUGCACUGACCACCAAGACGGCCAGGUCUAGGCUGCUUCUAGAUCAACUUAGUACUCUUCGUGGAAAGGUUGGAGCUCUGUUCAGUCUCUCCUGCACUGUCAGCUCCCUGGCUGUGACCCCAGCUCCACAGCUCGGCUCUCAGAAGUGGAAGGAGUUCAUAGCCAGGAGACCCAAAGCCUUGCCUGUUCCAGAUGUUGAAGUGAAAGGGGAACUCGGUCAGUACUUCUGGCUGGUCCAGGGCACGGACACUGGAGGCUGCACUGCAAGGAUGAUUCACUCAGCCAAUCAGAUUAACGGUGCUGCCGCCCUGGCGACAGCCAAUGGGCUUCUGGGAGAGAAAGACCUUGCGCUCUCAGGCACCUGCGUGGACGCCUGGUUGUCGUCACUGCCCUGUCUCCAUGGAGACCAGCUGAUACGGCGGGAGCGGAACCUGGAGAAGGUGCAAGCGCUUGCUGUGAAGGAAUGUCUUAGGAGGAGGGAGGAAUCUCUGAAUCCAGUGUCCAUUCCAGUCACUGACCUGAAGGUCCUACUGCGUCUGGCACGUGAGCAGUACCUCAUGAUGCACGACGCUCGUCUGCCCAGAGCUGCAACCCUCAUCGCAGAGAAGGAGAACCACACCAGGGAGGUUCCUGCAGUAAGCGUGAGGACGGCUGGAUUGCAGGACUUGCCCGAGAGAAGCGUGCUCCUGAAUUUCGAGAACCAGGCGAAGAUCCGUCAGCAGAGGAGCUCGAGCCUCCGCCUUGCGAGUGGUUCCUCGGAGUGCCUGUUGGGGCCUAAGGAUGGUCAGAAGGAGACUCCCGCCCUGCUGGAUGCCAAGGAGAUGCUGCGUCACUUCAGCUCAGACGGGCAUCCCACCGGAGAGCUUCAGCCGCUGCCGGUCCAGCGCGGGGAGCAUCCCUUCCAGCUGUCCUCGGACCUGACACCUAGGAAGGUGACCCAGCUGCCCUUCAGUAAAGCAACCAGGUCCCACUACCAUGGCAUAGAGUUCUGCUUGGAUGAACAGAAGGCCCUGGACCGGGACAAGAGCCUCGUCAGGCUACAUUCGCGUCUGAUCCGUUACGAGACCCAGACCACCUGCUCCAAGGAGCCACGCCCCGUGCCCUUCGCCCUAAGCCCCGCCCCCUUCAUCCAGAGCCCCGCCCCAUCUCCCAGCGUGCUCUCCGAGCCCAGCAGCAUACCGGACGGGGAGGCGCUGAUGUCCGAGACCCGGGGAGAGCCGCCGAGGCUAAAGAGGCGCUGCUGGGAGGCGGAUGGCAUGCACACGUACAAACGACUGGUCAAAUCAGAUAGCAACGAGUCUCUGGGCUCCAAGUCUAGCGGCAGCAGUGGCACCCAGCUGGGGGCUCGGACCCUGCGGCGGAAGCCUGCCGGGUCACAGGUCAUUCCCACCUCCGCCAGACCCGCCCCUUGCCCUCAGCGGAGUGAGACCACCAAUCAGCCUCCCGCCGGAGACGCUGCGACCAAGGAGUCCCGUUCACAGAAACACAACAGGGUGGGAAGCUGUUGCUACAGUUACAGCCCUUUGCCUGCUGGUUCUUUAGUGACGUUUUGCAUAUUCUGUCUCACGGUCAAGAUAAGAAGCGUCUUUAAGUGUCAGAUGCUGAACGAGGUUGUCAUGAAGACACUGAAGCUGCACGGUAUCACCGGCGAGCACAAGUGCUUCGAAGCCUGCAGUCAGAGAUUAUUCGAAAUAUCCAAGUUUUAUCUGAAGGAUCUGAAAACCUCCAGAGGUCUCCAUGAAGAAAUGAAAAAAGCCGCCCAGAAUAACUGUAAGCAGGUUAUCCAGUGGGUCCUUGAAAAGGCUUCCAGAAAGUGAGGAAGAGAAUAUCCUGCUCCAUUUCGGAGAGGCUAAUGCCUCUCCAGCUGGAUUCAUGAAAGACAUCCCCUCCAUUGUUCUUGAAUUACACUAUAUACUUGUAUUCUGCUCUUCUGGCUUUGAAAAUGUGGUUAUGACCAUGUGGUGCCAAAAAUGUAUGAAAUUUUAAUUGUGAGCUGCUUUUACUUAAUGUAUUUAUUAAAGCCUU
Messenger RNA from Brienomyrus brachyistius, 3026 nucleotides. RefSeq names its product MDM2 binding protein. The record is from RefSeq and is a predicted model, not a curated record. NCBI's taxonomy places the organism in Eukaryota, Metazoa, Chordata, Actinopteri, Osteoglossiformes, Mormyridae. The transcript is spliced from 22 exons. Bases 95 to 2818 code for a protein of 907 amino acids. Gene Ontology annotation, cellular component: kinetochore. Gene Ontology annotation, biological process: traversing start control point of mitotic cell cycle; regulation of protein ubiquitination; protein localization to kinetochore.